This is a messenger RNA of Corvus hawaiiensis (hawaiian crow), 1027 nucleotides long. It is a transcript of the gene TRIR, whose product is annotated as telomerase RNA component interacting RNase. Gene Ontology annotation, molecular function: 3'-5' exonuclease activity; 5'-3' exonuclease activity. The transcript is spliced from 3 exons. The record is from RefSeq and is a predicted model, not a curated record. The coding region runs from base 42 to 482 and encodes 146 amino acids. NCBI's taxonomy places the organism in Eukaryota, Metazoa, Chordata, Aves, Passeriformes, Corvidae.
GACGUCAUCGGGCGGCGCCGGCGGCGGUGGCGGCGGACAAGAUGGCGGCGCGCGGCGAAGACCGGGAGGCCCCGGAGGCGCCUUCGCCGCCCCCCCCGGGCCCGGGCGGCGGCGUCAACGUGUUCGCGAACGACGGCAGCUUCCUGGAGCUCUUCAAGCGGAAGAUGGAGGCGGAGGAGCAGCAGCGGGAGCGCGAGGCGGCGGCGGCCGCGGAGGCGUCCGGCGGUGGCGGCACCGGGCUCGGCCCGCAGCGCGGGGCCGACGGCGCGAAGAGGAGCGGCGGCGCGCUCAGCUUCGUGGGGCGGCGGCGGGGGGGCAACAAACUGGCCCUGAAAACGGGAGUGGUGGCCAAGAAGCAAAAGACGGACGAGGAGGUGCUGACGAGUAAAGGCGAUGCCUGGGCCAAGUACUUGGCGGAGGUGCAGAAGUACAAAGCCCACCAGUGCAGCGACGACGACAAGACGCGGCCCCUGGUCAAAUAGCGCCGGCCCCCCCCCAAAAAAACUGCUGGGGGGCGGCCCCGAGCCCGGCCCAGACCCCCCCAAAAAUUCCCGGUCAAAUAGCGCCGGCCCCGCCCCCCUCCCCAAAAUAUCCGCUGGGUGGGGGGUCCUGACCCCAGACCCCCCCUCAAAAAAUUCCUGAUGAAAUAGUGCUGACCCGCCCCCCCCGUGACCUGUGCCCACCCCCAAGAAGUGGCCACGCCCCCAAACCACCUGGCCACGCCCCUUCCCCAAAAAUGCGUUUGAAGCCCCCCCCGCACCCUUUGAAAGUAACCGGGGGGGAGGGUUCCGACCCCACCCCCUCCCCCCAAAAGCCCUGGCCCAGGUGGGGGGUCCGGCCCGUGCCCCCCCUGUAAAUACCUAUUUAAGGGUGGGGGGUGCCGGCCCCGCCCCUUUUAUAUCGUCACACCCCCCACCUUGACGUCACAGCGCUGCCCCCCCGCCCCCUCCCCUAAUCCACGUUUUGGGGGGAAAUGGGGAAUUUGGGGGGGGGGCGGCGCAGCAUUAAAGAGCUCAGAGGUUUCGGA